Girardinichthys multiradiatus is the source of this 1495-nucleotide messenger RNA. RefSeq names its product forkhead box protein D1-like. The transcript has a single exon. Gene Ontology annotation, molecular function: DNA-binding transcription factor activity, RNA polymerase II-specific; RNA polymerase II cis-regulatory region sequence-specific DNA binding. The record is from RefSeq and is a predicted model, not a curated record. Bases 274 to 1236 code for a protein of 320 amino acids. Gene Ontology annotation, biological process: cell differentiation; anatomical structure morphogenesis; regulation of transcription by RNA polymerase II. NCBI's taxonomy places the organism in Eukaryota, Metazoa, Chordata, Actinopteri, Cyprinodontiformes, Goodeidae.
ACUCCGAGGACGCACUCGCGUUUGCGCUUUACGCACAACCGCUCGUAGAGUGCUGUCAGCACACAGAUUCUCGGAAAUAAAGCAGAUCGGAUCCCGACGCCUUGGAAUUGGCAUAGUUUUCGUGUUGACAAGCGGGACUGCAGCCGAGCUCAAAUUUGUUCUUUAAUCGUACUGGAAAUGGACCGUGCGUAAAGCUGUGUGCGUUCCGGACAGGAGCUGUCACUCGCCCACCUGUUGCCAGGUGGCGUUGGCCUUAACUUUUGGACGUCUACUAUGACAUUAGGUUUAGAAGGUAUUGUCAUGGAGGAUAUUGUUAUCGACGUGGUGGGGGAAGGACUGAAAGACAGCGGAGAAGAGCAGCUUUCACUUUCAGAGGAGUCUCGGAGCGAGCAGGAACGCAGCGCGGAGACUUCCUGCAGCCAGACCGAAGAUCCGGUGUGUCCUCCUCCUACUAAAACCAAAACCCCCGCGUCCGUGAAGCCCCCAUACUCGUAUAUUGCUCUGAUAACCAUGGCCAUACUGCAGAGCCCAAAGAAACGCCUCACCCUCAGUGAGAUAUGUGACUUCAUCAACCACCGCUUCGCUUAUUAUCGGGAAAAAUUCCCAGCCUGGCAGAACUCUAUCAGACACAAUCUGUCCUUGAAUGACUGCUUUGUAAAGAUGCCCAGAGAGCCCGGAAACCCUGGCAAAGGGAACUACUGGACGCUGGAUCCAAAUUCUUCCGAUAUGUUUGAGAACGGGAGCUUCCUGCGGCGGAGGAAGCGCUUUAAGCGGCAGCAUUUUCGCUUCGAUCCGCUAAAGGACCAGCACCUGGAGCCGAACGGGCUUCACUGCUUUACACACGGCGCUUAUGGCCUCGGUGCGGCGGCUCUGCAGCUACCCGGUCUGGAGAUCUACCCCUUCCUCCACCACCAUCAUCAUACUCCUUCUCCGUGUGGCUCCGCCGCCAUCCCACCUGUCAGCAGCAUCCUGCCGGCUCUGUCUACCUUCUUCUCCCGCAGCGCCCUCACAGCCAAGGCCUUCCUGCAGUCACAACCGAGAUUGGACGCCUUCUCCCCGGCCCAGUGCGCUGCGUAUUCCCCUCCUCUCACCUCCAGCGCUCCUUACGCGCCCCAUUGUCUCUUCCACCCGGCAGCUUCUCCUCAGCUCCUCGGUUUGUCCCAGGAGUACCAGAAACUACAGACUCAGCGGAGCAGCGGAGAACUAACCAAACACAUCAACGCCAAUAACGAAUAAUCCCAUAAAACCAGAUUUAAACAUGUGUUUUCUCAGGUAACAGAGACCUUAAAAGAACAAUAUUACAGUUGCUGAACGUGAAAUGGAUGAAACUCUCUUUGCUUUACAGCAAAUCCCUCAGCAGGCGCUUUUUUGUAUUUGUUCAUGACUUAUCAUCAUUUGUUUUAAUAUUUAAAUGGCACGUUUCCUAAACCCUUUUCUCUGGAAAAAUAAAGUUGAAGAUUUAAACCUCGCCUUAACUCAUAUUUAUGUUCAGACG